AUGCACCGGGUUUCCUUAUUUCUCAACAUUGCUUUGGCUAGCCUUUGCCAAAAUGUGCUGGUCCAUUGCCAAGUCACCUGUUCUGGAGAGUUUGAUGCCAUUUCGGCCUCGGAAUUCGUGAAUCGCCUCAGCCCUGGUUGGAACCUUGGUAACAGUUUGGAUGCCUUUCCCAAUGAAGACAGCUGGAAUAACCCUAAAGUUGUCGAGAGCACUUUUGACGACGUAAAGGAUGCUGGUUUCAAAAGCAUUCGUCUCCCAGUCACCUGGGCGUAUCACUUUACCGGCACUUCAAACCAAGGAGAUUCUCCAGACUGGACAGUUGAUCCUGCUUGGCUUGAACGUGUUUCCAAUGUUGUCCGCAUGGUCACAUCCCGUGGUCUAUAUGCUAUUGUCAAUGUACACCACGACUCAGCGCUGUGGGCCGACUACUCUCUCAGUGACGCGAAUUACACUAUGAUUGAGGAAAAGUUCUACCGUCUGUGGUAUCAAAUCGGGGAGAAGCUUGCCUGCACAUCAUCUCUCGUCGCAUUUGAGGCUAUCAACGAGCCUCGAGGCGAGACGGAGGAGCAUUUCGCACGCCUGCUUAACCUAAACAACCUCUUUCUCCAAGCCAUCAAUGAUGCCGGCGGUUUCAAUGCGCAGAGAGUCGCCACAUUGGGUGGGCCCGGGCAAGAUAUGACUGCAACAAGUCAAUGGUUCGAGAGGCCUGAUGCAAAGUUUACAAAUCCCUACGCAUUGCAGGUACACUAUUAUGCUCCUUACGACUUCACGUCUGCUGCUUGGGGCAAGACAAUUUGGGGGUCUGAGUCUGACAUGGCGCAGCUCGAGAAUGGCUUUGAGCUCUUUCGCAACAACUUCACCGACAUCCCCGUGCUCUUUCGCAACAACUUCACCGACAUCCCCGUGGUUGUUGGAGAAUGGCUUGUCAGCCCUGUUCAUUCCGAACCAGCAGCUCGAUGGAAGUAUCAUGAUUUCCUUGCGCGCAUGUGUGUCAAGUAUAACUUCUCGCCUAUUAUUUGGGACACUGGAAAUGAUCACCUAGACCGUCAGUCGCACACCUGGCACGAUCCCACCGGCAUUCAGAUACUCACCAAUGCCUUGGAGGGUAUCGACAACAGUCUACCGGAUUCUACUACCGACGCUUACGCAACAAGUCAGUAUUCGUCGGCAUUUGCGUUCCUUAGAAUUCAUGACUCGGUGCAAGAUCAGAGCCUCCCGUUCUUGUUCAACGGCAACUCAGUCAAGGCGAUCAAAGAUGGUGACAUCAGCCUGAGCGAGGGGACUGAUUAUUCGAUUACCGAUGAAAAUAUUGUCCUACAUGCGUCGUUUCUAUCCGAGUACUUUGACCCAGCCAGCAGUCCUGGUGUCAAGACAACUCUAUCGGUUUCCUUCUCUGCCGGUGCAAGCAUACCAAUUCAACUGGUACUUUGGGACCCUCCCGCAGUUCCAAAAUCUAAAUCGGCUGCUGUAGUAGGCUCUGAACUUUCCAUCAGCGUCAACUGGAAUGGUGUUAGCAAGCCUGCAGCUGUCGCAGCGUUCAAGUCAGACGGCACGCCUCUAGUGGAUGACUGGACGAUCUAUCUCCCCCCACUCGGUCAAGGAAGAACAACCUAUGGCGCACAGUGGACCUGGAACUGGAACCAAGAUGGCGUGACCAUCACAGCAGGCGCAGUGGAGGCUACGGUGAAGUCUGGUCAGUCAGCAACCUUUGUGAUUGAGUCGUACCCUCGCGUCGAGGGCAAUCAAGUGAACUACACAUUGGUCGUUUGA
Molecule: messenger RNA, 1770 nt
Organism: Ilyonectria robusta
Lineage: Eukaryota; Fungi; Ascomycota; Sordariomycetes; Hypocreales; Nectriaceae
Product: endoglucanase D precursor
Exons: 5
Coding region: 1-1770 (589 amino acids)
Biological process (GO): glucan catabolic process
Cellular component (GO): cell surface; extracellular region
Molecular function (GO): beta-glucosidase activity
Source: RefSeq, a predicted model, not a curated record